ACUUUGAAAGGACAAAAGGAAGUACUGUAUCUAGCUUGACGCACUCUCUGAUAUCCUCCGUUCUCAUUGGCUGACGGAGUGACGCUGUACGUGCGUAGGCGCUUCCUCAACUUGACUCGCAGGAACAGCAAAAUAGAAGAUGUUGGUCCUGGUGUUAGGUGACCUGCACAUCCCCCACCGGUGCAACACCCUGCCAGCCAAGUUCAAGAAGCUGUUGGUCCCGGGGAAGAUCCAGCACAUUCUCUGCACAGGAAACCUCUGCACCAAGGAGAGCUAUGACUACCUAAAAACCCUCGCCGGAGACGUCCACAUAGUCCGAGGAGACUUCGAUGAGAACCUGAACUACCCAGAGCAGAAGGUGGUGACGGUGGGCCAGUUUAAGAUUGGCCUGAUCCACGGCCACCAGGUGAUCCCCUGGGGCGACAUGGCAAGCCUGGCGCUGCUGCAGAGACAGCUGGACGUCGACAUCCUCAUCUCUGGGCACACGCACAAGUUUGAGGCGUUUGAGAACGAGAACAAGUUCUACAUCAACCCCGGUUCUGCCACAGGAGCCUACAGCGCACUGGAAAGCAACAUCAUCCCCUCUUUUGUAUUAAUGGACAUCCAGGCGUCCACGGUGGUGACGUACGUCUACCAGCUGAUCGGCGAUGACGUGAAGGUGGAGAGAAUCGAGUACAAGAAAUCUUAAAGGGACAACGAGGAGGAGGAGGAAAGUAGGGUUAACGUGGCUCAGUUUAUCAUUUCAUUCCUUUUCCACCAGGGGGCAGCAGCUCUCCGCCCUCACCCCCUGCAGUCACCACAAUGUUAAUCCUGUAACAAACUGCUGAGAAACUUAACUCUAAAACACUUGUGUAUAAUAUUGUUUAUACGUCAUCUGCAUUGAUUCCAAGCUGUCAUUUGGUAAUUGUAGAGAAUGCAAUAAUGUCACAUGUAUUUGUUAUCAAAAAGAAAUAUUUGGUGCCAUUUUCUGUCUUUUUUUUUUUUUUUUUUAAAUUUUCACCCUUGUCAUGUCCUGUAAAUGAGAUCAACAGGCCUUUAGCUUCAUGUAGUCGACCUUUCAGUUGUUUCUUUCCCACAAUAAAGAUCUAAGUUCACUCCA
This is a messenger RNA of Lates calcarifer (barramundi perch), 1099 nucleotides long. RefSeq names its product VPS29 retromer complex component (gene vps29). Gene Ontology annotation, biological process: retrograde transport, endosome to Golgi; intracellular protein transport. Gene Ontology annotation, cellular component: retromer complex; endosome. The transcript is spliced from 4 exons. Lineage: Eukaryota; Metazoa; Chordata; Actinopteri; Centropomidae. The coding region runs from base 140 to 688 and encodes 182 amino acids. The record is from RefSeq and is a predicted model, not a curated record.